Molecule: messenger RNA, 655 nt
Organism: Mercurialis annua (annual mercury)
Lineage: Eukaryota; Viridiplantae; Streptophyta; Magnoliopsida; Malpighiales; Euphorbiaceae
Product: signaling peptide TAXIMIN 1
Exons: 2
Coding region: 213-443 (76 amino acids)
Source: RefSeq, a predicted model, not a curated record
UCCAUAUUUUCAACACAGCAAAAUUUAUCUAAUUUCUUAUGUGUCUGGUCUUUACUUUAACGCAACAAACCAAAACCAACUCAUUAAUACAUUACGCGUCCAUUUUCCCCAUCAAAUUAUAACUUAAAGAAAUCAAUUAUUCUUCAUUUUCAAAUCUUUUCCAUCAAAUACACUGAAAAUAUUCGAAACCAGUACUUUGCGAGACAAGAAUCAUGUGCUGUGACGGUGAUUGCAGGCCUUUAGGGUUUCUUUUAGGCCUUCCAUUUGCCUUUCUUGCCCUAAUUAUCUCCAUUGUCGGCGUCGUUGUUUGGAUCGUCGGGUUGACGCUGACGUGUAUCUGUCCUUGUUGUCUGUGUGUGACAAUAUUAGUGGAACUGGCUUUAGAGUUGAUCAAGGCACCUAUUCAUGUAAUGGAGUGGUUCACUGCUCAGAUACCUUGUUGAUCACAAUCAUGCUAAACAAACCUACUGAUUUUCAUGUGUAAAUUGGUAUUUCUGAUUACAGAUUUCUGAUUGUUUUUUCUUUUUGUGAUAAUGAUAUGAUUGGUUUUAGAUAUAGGUUUUGUCUGAAUCUUGAGUUCUAGAAAUGUUAUUGUACAAAGAUGAUUUGCUUCUAAUUUUUUUUGUUAUGAAAAGAUCAUAGUUUGUUUUGUGCA